CAUAACUAGAGCCAGAAAGUCAAAAACAAAACGCAAAACCCUCUUCUUACUUAGCCACACUCUCUUGCUCGCUCUCACUCAACCCUUUUUCACCCUUGACGGCGGCGCGUGAAGAUAACGAACGAUGUUGGAUAUCAACCUGUUCCGGGAAGAGAAGGGCCACAACCCUGAAAUCAUCCGCGAAUCUCAACGCCGCCGUUUCGCCUCCGUCGAGGUCGUCGACGAGGUCAUCGAUCUCGACAAAGAAUGGCGAAAGCGUCAAUUCGAGUUGGAGAAUCUGCGCAGAGAGUUCAACAAGAUCAACAAGGAAGUCUCCAAACUCAAGCGUGCUGGUGAAGAUGCAACCAAGUUGAUUAGUGAAUCAGAGGAGACUAAGAAAUCGAUAGCGGAGAAGGAGGCUGAGGUUCGGGACACGCUGAAGCUUCUGAAUUCCAAAUUGGAAACGAUUGGGAACCUCGUCCAUGACUCGGUUCCUAUCAGCAAUGAUGAGGCUAACAAUGCUGUGGUUAGAUCGUGGGGCGAGAAAAGAGAGGAGCCUAAACUGAAGAAUCAUGUGGAUCUGGUUGAGCUUCUUGAGAUAGCAGAUACAAAGAAAGGAGCUGAUGUUGCUGGAGGUAGAGGUUUCUAUCUCAAAGGAGAUGGUGUUCGUCUUAAUCAAGCUAUGAUCAACUUUGGGCUUGAUUUUAUGGAGAAAAGGGGAUAUACCUUGUUACACACUCCUUUCUUCAUGAGAAAAGAAAUUAUGUCUAAGUGUGCUCAGUUAGCCCAAUUUGAUGAAGAACUUUAUAAGGUAACUGGUGAAGGAGAUGACAAAUAUCUGAUUGCCACAGCAGAGCAACCACUUUGUGCCUAUCAUUUGGAUGAUUGGAUCCACCCUUCCCAGCUACCCAUAAGAUAUGCUGGAUAUUCAUCUUGCUUCCGUAAAGAAGCUGGAUCUCAUGGUCGAGAUACCCUAGGAAUUUUCCGAGUUCACCAAUUUGAGAAAGUGGAGCAGUUUUGCCUUACUAGCCCCAAUGACAAUGAUUCAUGGGAUAUGCACGAGGAAAUGCUAAAGAACUCCGAGGACUUCUACAAGGAGUUAAACAUUCCAUAUCGAGUUGUUUCCAUUGUAUCUGGUGCUCUGAAUGAUGCUGCGGCAAAGAAGUAUGAUCUAGAAGCAUGGUUUCCAGCUUCUCAAGCUUACAGAGAGCUUGUGUCCUGUUCAAACUGCACAGACUAUCAGGCCAGAAGGCUAGAAAUUCGAUAUGGACAGAGGAAGAGCAAUGAGCAGUUGAAGCAGUAUGUUCACUUGUUGAACUCUACACUCACGGCUACUGAGAGGACCAUUUGCUGCAUACUAGAGAACAACCAGAAGGAUGACGGAGUGGAGAUUCCAGAAGCCCUUAGGCCGUACAUGGGUGGAAAGUCUUUCAUACCUUUCAAGAACCAACCUGAAGCAAAAGGGAAGAAAUCGAAGGCAUUGAAACAUGUUCAAUUUAAUCCUGCUGCUAAUAUUCUAACUUCAAUUACAAAAUUCAUUGGAAAGAGCAAUGUCAUCCGCAAAAUUGGGACUAGAAUAUUCAAUGUAUUGUAAUAGAGAGGGUUGAUGGGGUUUUAUUUGGUAGCCAACCUUCUAGCUGUGGUUUCUUACUGGGUCACUUGCAAAUGAUAUGUUUUACAACUAUGAUGAUUUAUUCUACUCGCAUGUUUUUUAUUCUGUAUUCUGCAGCCAAAGCGAUUAUUUUAAAAAUAGCUUUGAUCUGCAUGGUUCUUCCUUGGCUCAUUCGUUUCCGAACUUGUAGCUAAUCAAGUCUUUAUCACAAACAUGAGAAUAUAUAUCAUAUUUGAUACCAAGGGCAUUUCGAA
This is a messenger RNA of Lotus japonicus, 1845 nucleotides long. Its product is annotated as serine--tRNA ligase-like. The record is from RefSeq and is a predicted model, not a curated record. Gene Ontology annotation, molecular function: ATP binding; tRNA binding; serine-tRNA ligase activity. Gene Ontology annotation, biological process: seryl-tRNA aminoacylation. Lineage: Eukaryota; Viridiplantae; Streptophyta; Magnoliopsida; Fabales; Fabaceae. The transcript has 9 exons. Gene Ontology annotation, cellular component: cytosol. The coding region runs from base 125 to 1573 and encodes 482 amino acids.